AUGACUCAAGACAUGGAACAAUACGACGUCGCCGUCGUUGGACUCGGCGUCCUCGGAAGUGGUGCAGCCUACUACGCCGCCCAGAAGGGCGCGAAAGUGAUUGGAUUCGAGCAAUUCGAGCUCGGUCACGUUCGCGGAGCUUCCCAUGACACGUCACGCAUUGUUCGGACAUCAAAUUUUGCACCUGAAUACGUCGCUCUCGCCAAAUCAGCCUACAAAGACUGGGCCGAACUCGAAAAUGUGAGCGGGUACAACAUGUUAACGACGACCGGCGGCGUGGUUUUCUUUGCACCAGAAUCACCUGUCCCAGCGAGUGACUUCACAAAGAGCCUCGCUGCCCAGAAUGUGCCUUACGAAACACUUGAUGCGCAAGAGGUGAAGAAGCGUUGGCCUCAGUUCGACAUCCCCGAUAAUGUCAUAACAGUGUAUACGCCCGACUCAGGGAUCGCUCAUGCCAAUAAGACUGUUAGCACUUUACAAUCGCUGGCACGAUCGCAUGGUGCCGUUUUGAAAGACAAUACGCCUGUUCAGCGUGUCACGCCUCAGAAAUCUGGUGGUGUUGUGAUUGAGACACCCAAGGGACGAUUCCAGGCGAAGAAGGUGAUUCUCGCUACAGAUGCGUGGAUCAACAAGCUUCUUGCGCCUCUUUCAGUGCAUAUCCCAGUCUCUGUUAUGCAAGAGCAAGUAACUUAUUAUAAGCCCACCAAUCCAUCUGCCUAUGAGACAGACAAACUUCCCGUGUGGAUCUGGCAGGGAACUCAUUGUUUCUAUGGAUUCCCCAGCUAUGGCGAGCCAACCAUUAAAGCGGGUCGCGAUUAUUCCAACAACUUCAUGAGUCCUGAGGAGCGUACGUUCGUUCACUCGCCACAGUUGCUUGAGCAGCUCACAUCUUUCAUGGAUGGUUUCAUGCCAGAUAAGGAGCGCACUCCGCUUCGCACGAUCACUUGCCAGUAUACGAUUACUCCCGACCGGCAGUUCAUCAUCAGUCCGCUCGACAGUGCUCCUGAUAUCAUUAUUGGUCUUGGUGCGGCUCAUGCUUUCAAGUUUGCGCCUGCCUUUGGGCGUGUCUUGGCAGAGUUGGCGGUCGAUGGUCGGACCGAUGAGGAUAUUUCGAAAUGGGGGAUCCCCAAGGUUGCAACAAUGAACAGCAAGCUUUGA
Messenger RNA from Penicillium pulvis, 1158 nucleotides. Its product is annotated as putative sarcosine oxidase. Gene Ontology annotation, molecular function: sarcosine oxidase activity; flavin adenine dinucleotide binding. The transcript has a single exon. The coding region runs from base 1 to 1158 and encodes 385 amino acids. NCBI's taxonomy places the organism in Eukaryota, Fungi, Ascomycota, Eurotiomycetes, Eurotiales, Aspergillaceae. The record is from RefSeq and is a predicted model, not a curated record.